Messenger RNA from Aspergillus heteromorphus CBS 117.55, 1948 nucleotides. RefSeq lists its product as uncharacterized. Bases 286 to 1584 code for a protein of 432 amino acids. The transcript has a single exon. The record is from RefSeq and is a predicted model, not a curated record. Lineage: Eukaryota; Fungi; Ascomycota; Eurotiomycetes; Eurotiales; Aspergillaceae.
GGCCCAUCUGCGCCAUUCCUACCCAACCCGAUCACGUGGGCUGACGCGGACGCGGCGCGGCGAAUCUUCCUUUUCCUUUUCGGCCGGCGGUUCGUUCGGGCACUCGAUCGAUCCUUUUCCCUCUUCCGCCUCCGCCGGUCUUUCGCUUUCCUGUUCGUUUCCUUGCCCUUCUCCUUUCCUUUCCUUUCCCUUUUCUCCCUUUUGUUCUUUUGUUAGCAGGGGCUUCAUCGCCCUGCAGGCUCAUCACCUCCAUUCUCCCAUGAGUGUCCAGCAGUCAAUUGAGCCAUGAACCACUCCCGAACAACGACGACGGCGCUCCUGAACCCCAUGCGGCCCGACCACAAUCUAUGGGGGUUCACACCGCAAUCUCAGAACAACCCCUCUUUGUCUGCCUCGAAGCCCGACCCCGUCAUAUACCCCUCCAAAGAUACCCACCAGCCGUCGGUCUCUCGCAAUCAAUCCCCCUCAAUGGAGUUGGUCGCCUCCACCGGUCGCGGAAAGCAACUCACCGUCCCCGAGCAAGUCUGCUUGGUCAACCUAUGUGCUGCUUCGAUGGACUACUACGACGCCCCCACCAGCCCGAAAAGCUUCUGGAUCAAGAUCUCGGCCAAACUGGAAAUCCGAACCGGUCGCCGUUAUUCAUGGCAGUCAUGUCGCCGCCGUAUCCAGACCUACAUUAGUAAACGGACUGCCUAUUGGAACGCGUAUGAUGACGGUCGGACUCUGCCGACCCUGGACAUCGUCGACGAGGUCAUGGAAGGGCUGGAUUCAUGGGCGCACAAGUGUGAUGGAAUGUGUGAUGAAGUGCAGGACCCGAGGCUUCAGGCCACUCGUGAAACUUUGGCCCCUGAAGCAUCCGUCCCGCUGGCAGCGAAGAUAGAGCCCCCAAAGCACGUAGAACCGCUCAGGACCUUGCCCGAGCAGGGAUUGGUCCAGCACUCGACGAAACUCGAACGUGUCUGGGCCUGGCUCAGAAGUCUUCCUCACCCAGAGGAGAUGGACCCCAUGGCCGUAUGGGCUGGAGAAUUGAAGGCGCCGCCGGUGCUCAAGGUGUUUCCGAGCGUGCAAACGACCCCUGCCGUGAAACACCAGGUUACCUUCUCGUCGCUCAUCCGGGACGCCCGUCACAAGAAACUCGGGGAACAACAGCCAGAUCUUGUGGCGAGUCCAGAACUCGAUACAGCCCCGGCUCCUCUUCCCCAGUCGUCACUUGCUCUCCCAGCUACCUCAUUCGGCAACAAGAGGCCGCUUGAAGUAGACGAUGCGGUUCCUGAGCGGCCAGCCCGACGCAUUCGUGCAGACCCCGGCAGUCAACCUUCUGGGAGCUCCCCGGCCGAAGAUUUCGUUGAUGGUGCCACUCUCCGGAUGAAGCUGGUCGAGACUUAUUUUGAAAGCACCUGUGGCCGACUCAUCGACCGAUUGUCUACUCGGCUGAGGGGUCACGAUGCGAAACAGCCGAACGCCCCCGGGAGCUGCGAAUCGAUCUUGCGGGACCUCUUCAAGGACGUUGGGGUGGCGGUUGCCAAAGCCGUGAUUCGGAUGGACGAGAACACGACUACGACUAAAGAACCAUUAUUGAACUGAUCCGAGCACAUAUGAACCCGUUUAGCGAGCUCAGCCUGUUUCCCCUACGCAUAUUUUGAUUUUUCCAUGGGUGGUCUUGCGUCUAUUUAUCCCUUUCAUCUUAUUCCAUAUUCGGCUCUGCGCCAUCCAGAUUGUCUUCUCGUUAUGCUUGCGUCGUUUAUUGACGCGUCAUACCUUUCUCGUUCUCAUGAGCAUCACAUUGCCCAGAGAUACCCCUUGCAUCGGAGCUCGGAACUUGUUACUGUUUAAUUGUCUGAUAUGGUUUGCGGGAUUUGCAUAUUUGCAUAUAUUACGGAGUAUAGCAUGCAUAGAAUGAAUAGAAUGAACAAACCUGGUUGUGUUUGAACAGACAACCAUCCCUUGC